GCCGCAAGACGGUUGCCCUUACCCCCUGGACCACCUGGACGUUGGUUAUUAGGAAAUGUGAUGCCAAAGUCAUAUGCGCCGUUUCAAUUCGCAAGAUGGACAGAACAAUACGGACCUGUAUUUUCGCUCAAACAAGGCAAUAAGAUUGUGGUGGUUAUAGGACGUCAUCAGGCUGCAGUGGAUAUCAUGGAAAAAGAGGGAGCAAAUGUUGCCGACCGCCCACGUUCCGUUUCGGUGCACGAGACGAUGUCUGGCGGGUUCAGAGUGAUCCUUGAGGGCAGUACUGAGAGAUUGCGCCGGAUGCGCAGCAGGGUCUUGCAUGCAAACUUGCAACCUAAGGUUGCGGAAACCUAUGAGCCCAUGCAGACCAGACAUGCGAAGAAUGUGGUUCUAGAUAUCUUAAAUGAUCCAACGAACCACCAGAAACAUGCCAUGCGUUAUUCAGCUUCCGUGAUCAUGUCCUUCGCUUAUGGAAAGAUUACUUCGACUUCAUAUACAGAUCCUGAAGUCGUUGCCAUCCAUAAGUUUUCUGCGCGUUUUGGUCAAGCUAUGAAGCCGGGAGCAUAUCUUGUGGAUGCGUAUCCAAUCCUGCGUUUCGUACCAGGCUACCUGAGUCAGCUGAAGGCAUGGCACAAAGAAGAACUUGCUUUCUAUACCGGGCAGUUAGACGCAGUGCGAAGACAGAUGCGCGAGGGGACUGCACAGCCAUCCUUUGCGAGGUUCAUGAUAGAGCACCAGAAACAGUACCAGCUCGGAGACAAGGAAAUGGCAUUCCUUGCAGGAGUGAUAUUUGGGGCCGGUGCUGAUACGACUGCGUCCGCAAUCACAUUUAUGAUGAUGGCCGCUGCCACUCAUGCAGAUGCGCAGGCUCGCGUACAAGAGGAACUCGAUAACAUCGUGGGGCGUACGCGACUGCCGACGUUUGCUGAUCUGGAAAUGCUGCCGCAGGUUACCGCUUUCAUGCUCGAGAGUCUCAGGUGGAGACCUGUCACUCUCGGAGGCAUUGCGCAUUGCGCGAUUAAGGACAUGAUUUGGAACAACUACCUCAUUCCGGCAGGUGCUACUGUCAUUGGCAACCAUUGGGCUAUCGCAAACGAUCCUGAAGUCUUUCCAGAACCACAGACGUUCAAUCCUCAGCGUUGGAUCGACGAUGCAGGUCGUGUGCGCGGUGAUCUCCGGUUUUUCCCUUUUGGCUUUGGCCGUCGAGUCUGUGCAGGUCAGCAUGUCGCGAAUCGGUCUGUCUUCAUCAACACGGCUCUUACUCUGUGGGCUUUCCGCCUUUCAGAGAAUCCUGCGGCGAAGAUCGACACGCUUGCAUUCUCGGACACUGCAAACGUACAUAUUGCUCCGUUUGAGAUAUGUUUUGCGAAGAGGAUCGAUGAGAACGUGAUCAGGGAACUAUGCGCACCGGGCAAAUAAGAGGCGUUCAUUCUAGAAACCUGAAUCUUCGUGCAAAGGAGUCCGUCUUGCGUUAUGGAGUCUUUUCGUUGUCUGUCCGACUCAAACUCAUCGUUACACCUAACUUUGCAUAUCUUCUCACAGCCACGAUUGCAAUCAUGAACUGGUUCCCCUUGGUGUUACCACGCAUCGCGUAUCUCUCGAUACACUGCGAUAGUCUCCAAGUUGCGUGGCUGAUCGUGAGCCGUUUACAGACAGCCCUCGGACAAAAUGAAGUAUGGCACUGAAGUGCUUACCUU
Molecule: messenger RNA, 1697 nt
Organism: Suillus discolor
Lineage: Eukaryota; Fungi; Basidiomycota; Agaricomycetes; Boletales; Suillaceae
Product: cytochrome P450
Exons: 11
Coding region: 61-1419 (452 amino acids)
Molecular function (GO): oxidoreductase activity, acting on paired donors, with incorporation or reduction of molecular oxygen; heme binding; iron ion binding
Source: RefSeq, a predicted model, not a curated record